Molecule: messenger RNA, 2229 nt
Organism: Triticum turgidum subsp. durum (durum wheat)
Lineage: Eukaryota; Viridiplantae; Streptophyta; Magnoliopsida; Poales; Poaceae
Source: the annotation of a GenBank genome assembly
AUGCUACGAAAUGAAACGCGCGACCCCGCCACCGGUCCACCAAUGCCGCCGCCGCCGCACCCGUCGCGCCUCGGCUUCCACCCGCUGGAGCCGGCGCUCUCCGCCGCGGCCGACGCGCUGCACCGCUCCUGCCCGAGCUCCCCGCGCCGCGCCGUCCUCCGCCGCGCGCGCGCGCUGCACGCGCUCCUCGUGGUCUCCUCCAUGCCCUCCGCGCACACGCCCGGCACCUUCCUCGUCAACCAGCUCCUCGCGCUCUACGCCCGGCUCUCCGCGCUCCCCGACGCGGUCGCGCUCCUCCGCUCCGCGCCGCGCCCCAACGUCGUCUCCUUCAACACCGUCCUCUCCGCGCUCUCCCGCGGGGCCCCGCGCCACGCGCCGCAGGCCUUCCGGCUCUUCGGCCAGCUAUGCGUGUCCGGGCUCCGCCCCACCGCGCCCAGCCUCUGCGCCGUCCUCCGCGCCGCCGGAGCGCUGCGAGACGGCCGCGCGGGCGCCCUGGCCCACGCGCAGGCCGCGGCGCUCGGUUUCCUCGCCAGCGACAUCGUGCCCACCGCCCUGCUGCAGAUGUACUCCGAGUGCGGGGCGCCGCGGGACGCCAACCGGGUGUUCGACGAAAUGGCGACGCGGGACGUGGUCGCAUGGAACUGCGCGAUGCACUGCAGCGUGCGGUACGGCUACCUCGGGCGUGCUCUUGGGCAAUUCUGCAGCAUGGUGAGGGCUGGGCUGGCACCUACCGAGAGCACGCUCUCGUCGGUGCUCAGUGGGUGUGCACGCGCCGGGGAUAGCCACGGGGGGCGCGUGCUGCAUGGCUGGGUGGUGAAGUCGGAGGAGCUUGACCCUGACACGCCGCUGCAGAAUGCGCUGCUCGGCAUGUACUCCGGCUGCGGUGAUCUGGACACUGCGUUACAUGUGUUUGACAGGAUUGAGACGCCUGACUUGGUGUCAUGGAAUACUCUGAUUGCUGGGUUUUCUGCUGCUGGGGAUGGAUGGAGUGCUAUGGAUGCUUUUGUACGGCUCAAGGAUGUGCAGUUCGGCGAGCCGGUUGUCCCUGAUGAGUAUACAUUUGCAGCUGUGGUGUCUGCUGCUGCUGCUUUACCUGCAAUGCGUAGUGGAAUGCCACUUCAUGCUGAAGUGGUCAAAGCUGGGUUGGAGACCAGCGUCUUUGUAGGUAAUACAUUGAUCAAUAUGUAUUUUACAAACGGGGAGCCAGGCUCAGCACGAAUUUUGUUCGAUUCCCUUCCCGAGAAAGAUGUAAUUAUGUGGACCGAGAUGGUUGCGGGCCAUUCUUCGUCGGGUGAAGCUGAAUUAGCCUUGAAGUAUUUCAUUAGCAUGCUUCAGGAAGGGUACAAGGUCGACAGCUUCUCUCUCAGCAGUGCUUUGAACUCCACAGCAGAGUUUGCAGGUCUUAAGCAAGGAGAGAUGCUCCAUGCUCAAGUGGUAAAAAGUGGUUAUGAGGGGAAUAUCUGUGCCUCCGGAAGCCUGCUUGAUAUGUAUGCUAAAAAUGGUGCUCUCCAAGGUGCCCAUUUGGUGUUCUACACCAUACCAAAGCGAGAUUUGAAGUGUUGGAAUUCAAUGAUAGGGGGAUAUGGCAAUUAUGGCAAUUCAGAAAUGGCAUUUAAGUUAUUUGGUGAGAUGAUUCGUGAUGAGCUGCAACCUGACCAUGUAACUUACAUAUCCCUCCUUUCAGCAUGCAGCCACUGUGGACUAGUUGAGAAAGGAAAGUUCUACUGGUUUUGUAUGAUGACGGAUGGUAUUAUGCCAGGAUUCAAGCACUAUACUAGCAUGGUGAGUUUGUUAGGUAGGGCAGGUUUAUUGGAGGAAGCAGUUGAUUUACUGCAGAAAUCCCCAUUUGCCAAGAAAUGUCCUGAACUAUGGAGAAUUCUGCUAAGUUGCUGUGUAGCAUUAAAUGAUUUGUCCGUUGGUGUUCAUGCUGCUGAACAGGCACUAGCGCAAGACCCAGAUGAUAUGUCAACACAUGUAUUGCUUUCAAACCUUUAUGCUGCUGCAGGAAAAUGGGAUGUUGUAGCUGAAAUUAGGAAAAAAAUCAGAGGGAUGAUGGUUGAGAAGGAACCUGGGCUGAGUUGGGUUGAGAUAAAAAGUACGAUUCAUGUGUUCUCAGCAGAUGAUGAAUGCCACUCACAGAUCGAUGACUGUCGUGCUGAGUUGCUUCGACUUAAGGGGAACAUGGAAUUGUUGUAUAGUUCUGAAAAUGAAUUGCUUUCAAUUGGCUAA